Messenger RNA from Corticium candelabrum, 846 nucleotides. RefSeq lists its product as uncharacterized. The record is from RefSeq and is a predicted model, not a curated record. Bases 108 to 791 code for a protein of 227 amino acids. The transcript has a single exon. Lineage: Eukaryota; Metazoa; Porifera; Homoscleromorpha; Homosclerophorida; Plakinidae.
GGCAACAGCUCUGUUCAGAAGAUAAGAGAGGUUCUGUACAUCUCUGAGUUCAGCUUUUCUCGCUUUUCUUGCUUUUAUACAGCGUUAGUGGCGUCUUUCUUCGUGGCAUGAGUUUACGGAAAGGCGAUCGAAGGAAAUCUGGUCAAAAGCACCAGAACACGAGGCCAUACCGAAAUGAUUUACACGAUACCAGCCGCCGUACGAAAGAUAUUAACGCCACUCCCGUGUCCGGCAUCUGCGAACGUUGUAAAGCGAAGAUCGAGUGGAAAAUACAGUACGGAAAAUACAAGCCUCUCACCGCUCCGCGGAGAUGCACGGUGUGCAACGAGAAGACGGUGAGGUUUGCCUAUCACAUCAUCUGCUCGGACUGCUCGUUGCACCACGAAAUUUGCGGCAAGUGCGGAAAGAAGGAAGCUGUGAUUGGUUAUCCGGGACUUUCACCUACAGAGACGGCUAGAGAAGAAGAACAGCUGCGCCAGGCGCUUAGACAUAUGAAAGAGCGCGAGAAGAGAGCGUUUCUUCGACAGUCAGAUAGAGACAGAGGCCAAAAGAGGUGUACGAGUAAAAACGUUAGGUGGGAGUUGAGUGCAACGGGUAGUGGUACUGACACCAUCCUGUCUGAUCGACAGAUCGAUGUGGAGUCGGGUGAUGAGGAGUCUGUUGACGUGGAUGUUUCUUCUACGGAUGCAAUUAAUGAUGAUGCCGGUCUAACGAAGGAGAGAGAAACAAUAGGAGAGUGUCACAGUGGUGUCGUGUGUUCGGGAGAUGAUCGAGACAGUCCUUCAGAAUGAUAAUAUUGAAAAUGGCGUUAAUACAUUGGAGAUUCACCAUAAGUUUUUCAAAAGG